UAGCGUACUAUACAGUACAAUAUAUGUAUGUGCUUUCCAAAACUCGCCGCAAAAUACAAUUCCCUUCGCGACUAUAUACAGCGUCUUUCCAAAACGCCGUCUAUUCUAUGUGCGGGCGUUUUAUGAGCCUUGUGAGACGUUUGAAAAUGUCUCCUAUUGUAGUACGUGCUGUAGUGCAUGGCACGGCGUUUUCUGGCUGUGCUCGCCGUGGCCCUGGCGCUCUUGCAGGCCGCCUCGGCCAAGUCCUGGCUGGACAAGAGGUUCAACACGGACGGCACCGUCCGGACGGGGUAGGAGGCCUCGGGCCAGGAGGUGGUGAUGCUCAAUCUCAACCAGCAAUCCGGCGCCGCCGGCUUCAACUCCAAGGAGCAGUUUCUCUACGGUGAGUUCAGCAUCCAGAUGAAGCUCAUCCCGGGAAACUCCGCCGGCACCGUCUCCUGCUUCUACCUUUCUUCCGGUGACGACGAGUGGCGCGACGAGAUUGACAUGGAGUUCAUGGGCAACUCCAGCGGCCACCCGGUGGUGCUCAACACCAACGUGUGGGCCAACGGCGACGGCAAGAAGGAGCACCAGUUCGACCUCUGGUUCGACCCCGCCGCUGACUACCACACCUACACCAUCAUCUGGAACCCGGAGAACAUCCUCUUCAAAGUCGACAACCUCUUCAUCCGCUCCUUCAAGCGCUUCGGCGGCCUCCCCUACCCUAGCUCCAAGCCCAUGAGGCUGCACGCCACGCUGUGGGACGGCAGCUACUGGGCGACCGAGAAGGGCAAGAUCCCGAUCAACUGGUCCAACGCGCCCUUUGUCGUCUCCUACCGCAACUUCUACGCCAACGCCUGCGUCAGCGGCGGGGCGUGCCAUGCCGGCAGCGACAGUUGGAUGAAGAAGCAGCUCGACGGCGCCGAGUGGGGCAUCGUCAAAUGGGCGGAGCGCAGUUACAUGCGCUACAACUACUGCGACGAUGGGUACAGGUUCCCGCAGGGGCUCCCCGCAGAGUGCAGCCGCUACUGAUCCCAGCCGGACCGGCCGGGCAUCCGGUGUUGAUAUUGACAUCUUUUUCUUGGAAGCGUACACUAUUCUUGUUUUCUUUGUGAAUUUGUGAUUAAAAAGCAGCCCUACAUCAAUGUGUGGGCGAUUGUUUGUAUACUAGUAUUUUUUUUUCCUUCAGAAAAGAAG
This is a messenger RNA of Triticum dicoccoides, 1176 nucleotides long. Its product is annotated as xyloglucan endotransglycosylase/hydrolase protein 8-like. Gene Ontology annotation, biological process: xyloglucan metabolic process; cell wall biogenesis. Lineage: Eukaryota; Viridiplantae; Streptophyta; Magnoliopsida; Poales; Poaceae. Gene Ontology annotation, cellular component: apoplast; cell wall. The coding region runs from base 319 to 1011 and encodes 230 amino acids. The transcript is spliced from 2 exons. Gene Ontology annotation, molecular function: xyloglucan:xyloglucosyl transferase activity; hydrolase activity, hydrolyzing O-glycosyl compounds. The record is from RefSeq and is a predicted model, not a curated record.